Molecule: messenger RNA, 5420 nt
Organism: Phytophthora nicotianae INRA-310
Lineage: Eukaryota; Oomycota; Peronosporomycetes; Peronosporales; Peronosporaceae
Exons: 1
Coding region: 1-5283 (1760 amino acids)
Source: RefSeq, a predicted model, not a curated record
AUGUCGUCGGAAGCAGCUGCCACGGCGCUCAAGUCUCGAGCAGAGGUGCAGCUCCUGAACUCUCUUAACCAGAAGAAAGCGAGCUCCAUGUCGUCGGAAGCAGCUGCCACGGCGCUCAAGUCUCGAGCAGAGGUGCAGCUCCUGAACUCUCUUAACCAGAAGAAAGCGAGCUCCACGUCGCUGUAUCUCAAGGAAGAGCAGCUGAAAGCAGAAGAUGAAGAGGAUUCACAACAAACUCAAGCGCGGAAUCGAAUCUCCUUCGAGGCAAUGUCAGCGUGUAGCGAGGAAGCCCGGAUGAUCUCGGAGGUCCGGCAGCUGGAGGACGAUUUCUUCAUCGUAGGCGCCGAGAACAACCAGAAGCUGCUUCAAACCCAGCCAGAAGGUCCCAGUCAGAUCGAAUUGAACGCUGUUCGUCGUCGUGAUCGCCACAUGGAGGCUCAGAUGCAGUACGGAGAAGAAGUUAAGGCCAUUAGCGAGGACGUGGAAGUCGCGAUCAUCCGAGCAGCUGAUCACGUCAAGGAAGUACUUGCCACAGUCGAUUUGGCGAUCCAGGAGGCAAAAUCAGCGCUUACGAACAACGAGCUGUUGCUGGCGUCUGACAAUUACAAAAUCCUGCGGAUGUGGAGCGAGUUGGACGCUGUUUGCCAGCGGAGAACGGACGAGAUCGCACAGUUCGCUGCUCAACUAGAAGAAAUUGAGCAAUCUCGCAUCAAUCGGAUACGCAUGGGCCUGCAACGAUUGACGUGUGUGUUGAUGGAGACAGCACACGCUCUGCCGCCUGAAGUGGAGCGUAUCAUCGAAGCCGAGGCGUAUGAAGUGAAUACCGUAGUGAUCUCUAAUCGCAGAGUGUAUGCAGAUCUGGUGGCCAGGAUGGAGACGGCCAAUGUCGAUGUCUUCCUGAACGCCAGACUCGCGUGGGAACAGGGUCAGAUACGCUGGCGUCACUUACGGCACGAAGAUGUGAUUGCCAAGUUCCAAGCCACACUCAACUCCCCUCUGUUCACAGACCCAGAGGAGCGACAGCAGUUACUUGAGCAGAUUCGAGUUUUCCAAGAGAGAAUUCACGACGAGCAGCGUCUAGCGGUUCUGAAGCAGUUGAAGGAUGCUGGAGCUUCUCUCACUUCGGACCAAGCGAAACGUUUCUUGGAGGAGUUGAGUUGUACGCAGCAGUUUGAAGAAGAGAAGAACCAGUCCUUCUUUUCUGAGUUGAGAGGACUCCAUGAGUCCAAAGAUGACGCUGCUAAGGGCCUAAGAGAGGCUCUGCGCUUGGAACUUCACGGCUUUGGAGCUAUGGCGAAGGAAGGAGCGAUUGCAGAGGCCAAGAAAACUCUACUCACGCUGCUCAGUGACGACUCGAUGGAAGACUUUUUUCGUGCUGCUGGCGGCUUGAAAGUCGAGCUCGAUACUCUGGCGAAGCAGCUUUGCAUCGCAGACCUCAUUUACAACUCAAACCUGGAGCCAGUCGUGAGUUCUGUGGGAAUCCUGUUGAGUUCGCUACCACUGGCAAAUGUGAUGGAGAAGCAAGGCAAAGAGGCGGAGCGGAAGGCAGUGCAGUCAACACUCGAUAAGGUCCGCAAGGCCACCAAAGGCGAGAUUAUGUCGCUGUUACCCAGUCUGCAGACUCAAAUCUCGAUGCUCAUGAACCUCGAGGAAAUGAGCGACAAGUUUAAAGCUGAACUUGGUGACAUUGCAGCCCAAUUGGACACAAUUAUCCGCGAGUACGGCUCUAUUCAAGACAAUGAAGCAUCAAAUUCAUCAGCAAUUAGCACGAUCACUUCAUUAAUGGGAGCUUCAAAUGACAAGCGUCCUCCGUCCGUAGCUGCCCCAGCGAGUGUCAAGAGUACGACAAAGAUCCCUGCAACAAUCACUACGACAUCGCUUUCUAAGGGCAAGACAAUUGAUAUAUCUCAAAACAAUGGUAACGCUGUUGAUCUCCAGGCGAUUCGAAAGGUGCAACGAAGUCUCGGUACGCUUCUGUAUGCGUCUGAACUGGGCUUACCCUGGCAGGAGCAUUUGCAUUUCAUCGCCGACCAGCUCCAGUUGCAGACUAAUGCUAAUCGUAUCGUGGAUGAAGUCAUUACUAAAGAAUGUAACGCUCUAAUUGAAACGCGACAACAAGAGAGUCGACUGCUAGUGGAGGAAAUGGGGAAGCGGAUGGAGCAGCAGAGCGCACAGCUGCACGAUCAUGUCGAGAAGCUCGCAAGGUUUUUCCUUCGAGUGGUGCUUUGUCUCGAGGAAAGUGUUGAUAAGGUUCAGUACGUCAACUUGAGUGUGAUGGAUCUCCUGGACACACUUAAAGACAACGAUGAAGACGCUCUGGCUGAUCUGGAGACCAAGUUAACGCAGAGCUCCGCACGUCUUCGACACUCGCCAAAUAGCAACGUUUUACGUGAGGAAUUCCAGCGUUCGUCGGAUCUCUUGAUGCACAUUGAAGGAGAGUAUCGGACCUAUGACAAGCGCGUGUCUCUGGCUGCAGAUAACAAUGUCGUCGCGAUCGACAAACAGCGACUGCUGUAUCUUCAGCGUCUCUGCGACUUCUUUGGGUUACAUCAGACAAAUCAACCCCAGGGUGAUGACUCGUUUAACCUAGACUACUUCCUCAGCGCGCAACAUAUUGAUAUCCCCAUAUCGGUGGUUAAUCCAGUUCCUCAAGAGAAAACGAGCAACAGCAUUGUCGAGGCUUGGACUGGAGAGCCCCCGCCUGCGUCUGAUGAGCCAGAGCCCCCAGAAAAGGAAAUAUUUCGAACGACAUCGGGCCUCGAGAUGGUUGUCGUUCUCUCUCUUACCGGCCUUGCUCAGAACAUCUUAAUACAAAGUGAAGAGGAGGACACGGAGCAACAAUUGGUAGAGGAAGUUGGACCAACUGACCCUUCUUCUAGUGAGCAAAACACACCCCGUGAUGAUAAACUAAGUUCACGUACGAAUGAAGAGAACACGACGGAAUUUGAGCCACAAAGUUCACGAUCGCUAGAGCAAACUGUACUGGAGAAAGUUCAAACGGAGUUCUUGGUACUGAGUGUCCCCAGUAACACUGUUGAGAGCCUGCUAGCCACUUUUCGAGACGCUAUUUUAUCCAAGUAUGACUCGGACGCGACAACUACUGCCACUCAGACGGAAGAAACUCGUGAUGAACGCCACGCGAGCUCUUCAAUGCUCCUCGAGGAGAGACUGCGUGUUCACUGGCCACGCAAAGGAAGACUGGACGUGCAGUUCUACCAGCCUCGAAUGGGGGAGCUUUUGAAUCACCAGCAACGACAAGAGCGGCAUCUGCGUGGAGUCUGGUUAAAGGUGGAUGAACAGCAAGCAGCAUUCGCGAAGAAAGUGGAGGAAGCUCUUGCACACGUGGAGCAGACCCGAGUGACGCAGAUCAACUUUCAAGCUCAGCUUCCCCUUCAACAAAGCCUGGCAGCUCUUCAGGGCCUGGAAGUGAAGACCAAGAAGCGUCUCGGAGUCUUUAAAGGCGAAGCGAUGGAGAUCCUGGCUGCACUUCAAGCAAUGACAGCUAGUGAUAUCAACAGCUUAUUAUCGUCGUGUCAAGACUAUAUCCGCGCUUGUUCGUCUCAACUUUUCCCCGACUUGACGAGCACUGAGAUUAUCACUGGAUGCGAUUACCACCCCGAGGAGAUCAGUGCGAUCAAGGAAAAACUCGCUGCUGUUGAAGCUCAGACUCGGGAUCAAAUAUCCGAGCGAGAGAAGCAAAUUGAUGAGAUUAGUAGCAAGCAGGGCCAAAUUCUGGACAUGUGGGAAGCGUUCAAGACGAGGUCUCAGAUGUGUAUGCAGAGUUUGGCUAUGAAAGAAGGACUUGGGCAGAAGUUCGGCCUUCCUCGGAGAACAGCUCAAGAGCGCUAUCGGUCUGAAAUGACGAGGUGUGAAGCACGUUCUGCUGCGAUUAAUACGCUCUUAGCGUCACUUGUAUCGUUAGUCGACGAAGGGAAAAGUGGCGGACAUUCGGAAUCACUGCUCAAUGAGCAGGACCUUACACGUGAUGUGUUAUCUAAGCUGAUGCAGCUCCGUGCGAAGAUUUAUCAUCGAGGAAUGUACUUUGGAUUCUUACGAUCUCCUAGCCAACUGGAACUCAAGCCAGCUGAGUUUAAUCCAGCAACAGGGAGAGAAGAGGAAAUGAUACGUGACCACGAAGUAGUGGACGAAGAGGAUCGAGUGCUAGCGGUUCCUUUCUUAGAGUUUGCCGGUCAAGUGAGCGCUAAAUGCCAAGAAGAAACGAAGGCAUUGUACCAGCACGAAGGGAAAAAUGAAGAGCUCCCGCCGUCGGGUGUACCCGCAGUUUUGGAGGAAUAUCUGUCCGGUCAACUGGAAAAGGCUCGGGCGUUCGUGAUGCUACAAGAAAUGUCGUAUCGAGAGCAAGUGGAUUUGUUCGCAGAUCUGUUGACUCUUGCACCGGGAGUCGUUGCGAGAAACUUGGCGGAGCAGGCAAAGCUAGAAAUGCGGCGAAAGAUUUCCGAAAUGGUCUCAGCGUUUGAGUCUCAAUAUCAGUCGUGGAUGGAUCUCAAAAACCGUCAUACAUUAGAGCUGCGACCGCAUCUCUGCAGUCCUAACAACGUUCACCUUCUAAAAGAGCUGGAAGAGCGUGAAAAAGCGCGCUCGACGUCAACUCAAGUUGCUCUGUACAACCUUCGAAGCCAGUUCUUGGCGGAGCAGAUUCAGAUCUCGUUGGCGUUCGAAGCGAGACUGAUUGGACUCUGUCAGUGCCUGAUGCUGCUGCUGGACUCGUCGGUGCUGUCGCUGGACGAUCUGAAGCCAUUUUCAGGCGAGGAACUGCCGAAGCGUAAGCGCAAGUCACUGAAACGACUGCGCAAAGUGGCUCGAGUGAAUGAAUUCGGCGAUUCUCGCGAAGUGAAACGAACUGCUGCCGAGCUGCAGAAAUUGACUCAAGGCGGCGAGACUCCGCGCUUUCCGCUGCGGUCGUGGACUGGCAUUCCUUCGUUUGGAGUGCAGUCACUCUGGGAAGAGGUGAAGGCGGAUAUUCAGGCCAAGGAUUUGGCAAGACAGUCCCCUGAAUCUGUUGUACAACAUGACACUUCCGUCCAAGAUUUGAUCUGUUUACCUCUGGCAUCCAACGACGGCGCAUGUGUUGCCCUUCUCACCCCUGCACACCGAGCACUCAUUCGAGCACGAGAUUCUGCCUACACCGAUUACAUGAUCUUCUGUCGCGAGGAAACGAGACGGUUUCUAGACAAUCUCCACGAACGAAUUGAGGACGAAGUCAAGUGGAUGCUGAGCUGGGAAAAAGGGAUAUCGAACAUGAGACAGCAAUUGCCAAUAUGAAUGCCUCGAACAAGUGAUCCAUAUACAUAGGGCUGUUUUGUGUAUUGCACGAAACGUUUCGUGCAGUUCGUGCACUUGCAUUUAACAUUUUAUUACGUAUAGAACCCAUACUUACAAGCCAUCGUUAAUUGACGUCC